This is a messenger RNA of Didymodactylos carnosus, 534 nucleotides long. Lineage: Eukaryota; Metazoa; Rotifera; Eurotatoria; Philodinida; Philodinidae. The record is from the annotation of a GenBank genome assembly.
AUGACAGAAUAUAAACUUGUUGUUGUGGGAGACGAAUAUGACCCCACAAUUGAAGACUCUUAUCGUAAACAAGCUGUGGUUGAUGGAGAAACAUGUUUAUUAGACAUCUUGGAUACAGCUGGUCAAGAAGAGUAUAGUGCAAUGCGCGAUCAGUAUAUGAGAGGCGGCGAAGGUUUUUUGUGUGUAUUUGCUGUUAAUAAUUCAAAAUCAUUUGAAGAAAUUAAACAAUAUAGAGAACAGAUAAAAAGAGUAAAAGAUGCUGAUGAUAUCCCGAUGGUGUUGGUUGGAAAUAAAAUUGAUUUACCUACUCGUACAGUUGAUAUGUCAAAUGCAAAAGAUUUUGCUUUAGCAUUAAAUAUGCCAUUUGUGCAAACAUCAGCCAAAACUCGUCAAGGAGUUGAAGAUGCCUUUUAUACACUUGUACGAGAAAUUAGAAAACAUAAAGAACGUACUCGAAAAGAUAAAAAGAAUCGUGCAAAAGGCAAGAAAACUGGAAAUAAACAAAAUAGAAAACGGUCGUGUGUAUUGAUGUGA